AUGAGUCUGACCGUACCUUGUGGUGACGUGGUUGAUCGAGGUGAUUUUGUCGGCUCGGAUGACGAAUAUGAGUAUCGAAUUGAACAAAAGCUAGGCCACGGAGGGUUCUCAACCGUCUGGAUGGCAUACGACAUGCUGGAGAAGAAAGAUGUGGCGCUCAAGAUUAUGACGCCUGAAGAAUCAAAUGAGCAUGAAUAUAAUAUUCAGAAGGAGAUCAUCAGGAUCAUUCAGGACACCUCCCAUCUCGUACUUUGCCCCAAUCUUCGGGAUCAUCGCCGUCAGAAGCCAGUGCGCACCCAAAUGUCAGCUGCAAAGCAACUAUUACAAGCCAUCAGCCACCUGCAUGAUAACUUGAGCAGUGCAAACGUUAUGUACAGUCUUCGACCCAUCGACAACAGCAGUGUCACUGCAAAGUACCAAUACAUAGGACGCCCUAAGAAAAUGCGUCUAGAUCCCGACCUUUGGAAUACAGGUGAACUAGUCAUGCCAAUGCUGGCCCAUGAAAGCCUGAUUGGAGACGACGUAUCUCUCGGCGACUUUGGACUAGCACUCAAAUCAGAGAGAGUUCGUGACCAGGACCCGACCUUCGCCACUGAUAUGUGGAGUUACAUAUGUAUUUUUGCCGAGCUAUAUAUGGGCUAUGCCCUCUUCUAUGGCUUGGGGAACUCUUCAAUAGUGUCUUAUAUAGUUCACACUUUAGGCCUUCUCCCUACUACAUGGAGGGGGACUUACAAGGCCGGUGGCGCCGACAAUGAUUGGUGGUAUGACCAGGGAUAUAAGCUAGAUCCUUCGGCGUCACUUGAAGCCAAGGUAUCACGGCUACGACCAGAUAUUGAUGCAGUGGAGCGAGAGCUUGUGCUUUCCAUGUGGCGGAAAGGGCUUUCAUAUCAGCCCCAGGAUCGCCUAACUGCGAGUCAGUUGCUAGAGGAUGUUUCUUUCAAGGCGCUUAUGGAGAUUUACGGAGUACAGGAACCUGCAUAA
This is a messenger RNA of Fusarium redolens, 981 nucleotides long. Its product is annotated as kinase-like domain-containing protein. The coding region runs from base 1 to 981 and encodes 326 amino acids. Lineage: Eukaryota; Fungi; Ascomycota; Sordariomycetes; Hypocreales; Nectriaceae. Gene Ontology annotation, biological process: peptidyl-serine phosphorylation; peptidyl-threonine phosphorylation. The record is from RefSeq and is a predicted model, not a curated record. The transcript has 5 exons. Gene Ontology annotation, molecular function: protein serine/threonine kinase activity; ATP binding.